Molecule: messenger RNA, 842 nt
Organism: Caretta caretta (loggerhead turtle)
Lineage: Eukaryota; Metazoa; Chordata; Testudines; Cheloniidae
Gene: ATP6V1G2
Product: ATPase H+ transporting V1 subunit G2
Biological process (GO): synaptic vesicle lumen acidification
Cellular component (GO): synaptic vesicle membrane; vacuolar proton-transporting V-type ATPase, V1 domain; vacuolar proton-transporting V-type ATPase complex
Molecular function (GO): ATP hydrolysis activity; proton-transporting ATPase activity, rotational mechanism
Source: RefSeq, a predicted model, not a curated record
CGGGAGGGGGGAGCACACGUGAGGGGGGCGCUAGGACCCAGCCCCCCCUCCCCCGGUACCCAGCGCAGCCCGGCCAUGGCGAGCCAGUCGCAGGGAAUCCAGCAGCUGCUGCAGGCGGAGAAGCGGGCGGCCGAGAAGGUGGCAGAAGCCCGAAAACGGAAGGCCCGGCGGCUGAGGCAGGCGAAGGAGGAGGCGCAGGUGGAGAUCGAGGGGUACCGGCUGGAGCGGGAGCGGGAUUUCCAGCAGAAGCAGCAGGCGGCGCUGGGCUCCCGGGGCCACGUGUGCGCGGAGGUGGAGUCGCAGACGCGCCGGCGGGUCCAGGCCAUGCAGGGGGGCCAGGCCCAGGGCAAGGAGCGGGUCCUUCGCCAGCUGCUGGGCCUGGUGUGCGCCGUGCACCCCCAGCUGCACCCCAAUUACCGCCUGGCCGCCUAGGGGCUGCCCCAUUCCCCCCAGCCCUGCCCCCUGUCCCAAGCUCCACCCCAAUUACUGCGUGGCUGCCUAGGGGCUGCCCCAUGGACCCCCCAGCUCCACCCUCUGCCCCCCGGCUCUGUCCCCUGCUCCCCAGCUGCACCCCAACCGGGGGCGCAGAGCUCCCUACCCCGUGCCCCCCCCCGAGAGCUCUUGUGGGUGUGCCCUGAUCCCUAAUGGACUGAUUGUCCCCUGAACCCUUAAACCCGUCCCCUCCAGCUGUACCCCAAAUAUCCCAGCUGUCCCCCCAAACUGUCCCAUCCAGCUGUACCCCCAGCCCCUCCCCACCAGCUGUCCCCCUAUAUCCCAACCCCGCAUGUCUCCUGCACUGAUUGUGCCCGUGAAAUGUGAAUAAACGGUGACCAGUGGAGAAA